CAAUAAGCUCCUCUGGUACUUUGAAUCGAAGAUAACACGAUCGAUGGCCUCUUCCAUGUUGCCUGUGGUUCUCGUAGUGCUGUUAGUCGUCGCCGCCGCCGAGGCCGCGACGUUCACCGUGACCAACAAGUGCCAGUACACGGUGUGGGCUGCGGCCGUGCCGGCCGGCGGCGGCAGGAGGCUGGACCCGGGGCAGGCGUGGAACAUCAACGUGCCGGCGGGCACGACGGCCGGGCGCAUCUGGGCGCGCACGGGGUGCAGCUUCGACGGCGCCGGCAACGGACGGUGCCAGACGGGGGACUGCGGCGGGAAACUGCAGUGCACGCAGUACGGGCAGGCGCCCAACACGCUGGCGGAGUUCGGGCUGAACCAGUUCCAGAACCUCGACUUCUUCGACAUCUCCCUCAUCGACGGCUUCAACGUGCCCAUGAUCUUCGUGCCGGCGGGCAGCGGCGCUGGGUGCCCCAAGGGCGGGCCGCGGUGCCCCGGGAACAUCACGCCGCAGUGCCCCGGCGAGCUGCGGGCGGCGGGAGGGUGCAACAACGCGUGCACGGUGUUCAGGGAGGACCGGUACUGCUGCACCGGCUCGGCGGCCAACAACUGCGGGCCGACGGACUACUCCAGGUUCUUCAAGGGGCAGUGCUCCGACGCAUACAGCUACCCCAAGGACGACGCCAGCAGCACCUACACUUGCCCCGGCGGCACUAACUACCAGGUCAUCUUCUGCCCAUGAGCGGCCGUGGAAGUGGUCUCAAGCACACAUACAAGAAGAAUAAGUUUAUCUAAUCUUAUACCUUAAUAAAUGCAACUGGAUGCAUAUAUUGGUAUAAACAUGUAAAGCUGGUAUGGAUGUAUUCGACUACAAUAAACUCCUUCAUGAAUAUACUGCUCUUGCGUGGAA
Messenger RNA from Lolium rigidum, 901 nucleotides. Its product is annotated as alpha-amylase/trypsin inhibitor-like. Gene Ontology annotation, biological process: defense response. The record is from RefSeq and is a predicted model, not a curated record. The transcript has a single exon. Lineage: Eukaryota; Viridiplantae; Streptophyta; Magnoliopsida; Poales; Poaceae. Gene Ontology annotation, cellular component: extracellular region. Bases 44 to 733 code for a protein of 229 amino acids.